Molecule: messenger RNA, 297 nt
Organism: Morchella importuna
Lineage: Eukaryota; Fungi; Ascomycota; Pezizomycetes; Pezizales; Morchellaceae
Exons: 3
Coding region: 1-297 (98 amino acids)
Biological process (GO): positive regulation of mitotic metaphase/anaphase transition
Cellular component (GO): anaphase-promoting complex
Source: RefSeq, a predicted model, not a curated record
AUGUCCAAAGACUCCUCCCACACCUACCUGCACUUCGCCAGCGGCCGCAUCGCCGACCUCUUCGAAGACUUCUGCCGCGACAAGCUCCCCCACGACGAUGUAUACGUGCCGCCGCACCACCAGCCCAUCAAUCCCGAGGACGAAGACGACGUGAUCCCGGACCAGCACGCCGCCUUCGGCAUCGCGCAGGCGCAGCAGAAGAAGCAUGAGCCGGCGUGGAAAGACCUCGGCCUGGCAGAGCUGAUGGGCAAGGGCCCGAAGGAGGGGGAGAAGGCGCCGAGGAGGCUGCCGAGGUAG